UUCAGGUGCACGCUAGGCCCGGGCUAGAUGAAUCUGGCGCGGCGAGGAAACGCGUGGUGGCGAGGAAAGUGACGAUGGACCCGCAGGGAGAACAGCUCGCGAGAAAGACGUGGUACGCGAAUCCAAUGGCGUCGUUCGCGGAUGAUGCGAUCGCGGCGAUGAUGCAGUGAUCCAGGUGAUCGAUCAGUGGUGACCGACGGGAGGACGAUGCAUCACUCCGGUGGCGCCGGUUACGGGACCGGGCCCCAGGAGCGAGUGCACCAGGCGCCGCGAACUACCGGCCAACCUGACAAGUGUCCAUACGAGACCUACCAGGCCCAGAUACCGGACUGCUGUGCAGCUGCAGCCGCGGUCCAGGACCCGUAUCCACGGCCGCCCAGCGGAUACGACGGCAGGUGCUACGACGAGUGCCAUCGCAGGACUCCCUACCAGGAGGACACCUAUCCCCAGGAUGUACCACCGAGCUUCCAUCGACCCCAGUCCAGGCUGGGAUACGAGGAACGUCCCCAAUCGCGCGUGGGAUAUACCUCGGAUUCCAGGUGCGCCAGUGGACUCGGGUACGAUGACACGGGCGGCGGAUACCUGGACCAGAGCGAUCCGAGGAUGUAUUGCACCAGCGGUUACUGCAUGGGGGACACCAUGAUGGCCGCGAGCAGGGGCGUCUGCGGCGAGGAGGUUGAACUAGACAUGCGGAGGCACAUUCAGGCGUGUGCCUGCACCUGCAACCACAUGGGCUACGGCAACUAUAUGGACUAUCAGACGACGUGCCUAACAGAACUGCCAGACGUGGCACCGUGCAACGGCACAGUGCGACUGCCACCGCCGUGCGAGGAUUCGCCAAGCAGCGGCAGCAGCAAAGACCGCAGGGAAGAGAGUCCUCGCAGAAGAUGCCGGGUGUUGGCGCCCAUCUUGCUCCUGGUGGCGGCUCUGCUUCUUGGUGGGCUUUGUCUACCAUUGCUUCUACAAUCCGCGCCUGUCACGCAUCAGCAGAGGCUGGACGUGAUCAGGAGGAUCCUCACUGAAGUGCCUCUGAUCGACGGGCACAACGAUUUGCCCUGGAACGUCAGAAAGUUCGUACACAAUCAACUCGGCGAGGUCAAUCUGAGCAGCGAUCUCGGCAGGGUUGAUCCUUGGGCCAGAUCCGACUGGAGUCACACGGACAUUCCUAGAUUACGUGCUGGUCUCGUCGGUGCACAGUUUUGGUCUGCCUACGUUCCAUGCGGUGCGGCACAGUUGAAUGCGGUUCAACUUUCCUUGGAACAGAUCGACGUGAUCCGCCGGCUCGCCGAGAUGAAUGCUCAACAUUUAACUUUGGUUACCUCCGUCAAAGGUCUUAUCGAGGCGCAUCGAGAAGGGAAAAUCGCAAGUCUCAUCGGGGUGGAAGGUGGUCACUCCCUAGGGAAUUCCUUGGGUGUUCUCAGGACAUUUUACGGCCUGGGCGCGAGAUACCUUACCUUGACGCAUGCCUGCGAUACUUCCUGGGCAGUCUGUUCAGUUGGCGAGACGAACAGUACCCAGGAUUCGACGCCAGGCCUCAGCGAGUUCGGAAAGGCAGUUGUCAGGGAACUAAACAGACUGGGAAUGCUAGUGGAUCUCUCUCAUGUCUCGACGAGGACCAUGAGGACGGCCCUGCAGACGACGAGGGCACCGGUGAUUUUCUCUCACAGUGCUGCCAGGGCACUCUGCAAUUCCACUAGAAACGUGCCAGACGACGUGCUUAGAAAUCUGGCUAAAAAUGGCGGGGUGGCAAUGGUUCCGUUUUAUACAUAUUUCAUCACGUGCAACAGUACAGCCACCAUAAAGGACGUUAUUGCACACAUCAAUCACAUUCGAAAGGUGGCGGGGAUCGAUCACGUUGGAAUAGGAGCUGGCUUCGACGGGAUAAAUUUUACUCCCACCGGCUUGGAGGAUGUCUCCAGGUAUCCGCAGCUAUUGGCUACACUGCUCGAGGAUCCAACAUGGACGGAGGAAGACAUUAAAAAGCUAGCUGGCCUCAAUUUGUUGAGGGUGUUCGCGAAGGUCGAGCAGGUGCGCGACGAGUGGCACAGGGCGGCGGUACUGCCAGUGGAGAAGAUCAGUCCGCCAGACAACUCCGCCUGUGUCUACGGAGCGUCUUGAUCUUCUUUGAGGACAUUCACGGCAGGAUUCCUCGACUUUCUACGAUCGCCGAAGAUUCGACACGUCUCAUGGAACUACAGGACCCUGUAAACGUGCGGACUGGAUCAAGCUGAAUGAUCGCCUCUCCCGGUGUGAUAACAUCUUUUCGUGUUUCCCUGGGAAGCCCGAUCGCGCCUUAUGAAAAAUGAAAAAUUGCGCAAGAGCGUUCCAUCUGAUAGAAGAACUGAUAGAAGGUCGAGGCCACGUGCUUGAACGAUCAUCUUCAGGACAAGUUCAAUCUUCUUUCCUUAUUCUUCCCUCUUUCCUUACGUUCGUUCUCUUCUUUUCACUCGACGUACAUACGGUCGUCAAACCAAAUGUCGUGCGAUUGCAAUUCCUUUUUCUUCGUUUUCUUUUCUUUUUUUUUUUUCUUUUUCCUUUUUGUUGAUAAACUGGUAAUUUCUGAGGAACGUUAUACAUGACGACAAAACGAACUAUCUUGCUCUCCAUAUUGUUGUUGCAGUCGAACGAACAUAUCUAUGCAACUAUGUUGAUUUGCUGCUAUUUUAAUAGCUGGAUACGUCCGUCCAUACUUUCAAGCAGGCUCGUUGAGAAUCUCCUUCCUUGGUUUGGUUCCUUGCCGAUCGAUCGCAUCCAAUUUCGAAAUCAGCUUUUCUCGAUAUUACGCGAGAAUUCAUAGAACCGUGACAGACCACGUUGCGAGAGCUUUUAUUCCGUUUUGUUCCAACGCUGUUGUAACGUCACGAAACUGUUGAAAUUUAUGGGAACAGAAAUAUAUUUAACAAAAGCCCAAGUCGUAAUGAUCAACGCGACUAUAUAACGUCUACGUAAAGGUGUACCGUUCCACGGAAAUCUGAACUCGUUCUGAAGAUAUUCAUAGACGAAUACAAUUCGAGUAUAAGCGUUAAGAAAAAAAAAAAGAAAAACAAGCGUUCCUGAAUGAAUAACUUAUAAUUCGACGCGGACAAUCGAGGCGGCCGAGAAUGCGCUUGCUGGAUGAGAAUUUAUUUCGCGAACGAGGGAGAGAUAUGUUCUCUUCUGGGUAUCGAGAACCGAAGACAGAAUUCCGAUAAUGCUUUUCGAUAUUUCUACCUUGGGAUAAUUAUGUAAGAUCUCAAGCGACGGAUACCAGGCGGCACGCGUUCAAACGUCGAUCGAUCGAUCACGAAUUUAACGAUGAAUCUCGUUCGAUUCGUUUUCAUUUUCAUUUUCAUUUUCAUUUCGUCUUUCGUUUUCGCAACUGCGUGACGUUUGUAUAAACCGAUUGUAUAAAACAGACGAGAUUUUUAAGUAUUGCAGGUAAAUAUUAUACAGGUUGAACAAAAAAAAAGGAUUCGCAACAUCUAGAGUAGAUAUUACUCGCCAUGGAAUAUGAAAAAAGAAAGUCUCAACAAGCAUGGAUAUUAGUCGAAAAAUUAAUAAUCUCAAAUCAGUAAAACGAUUUUUUGUUUCAGUUGAGAUUCGUGUGAAAAAGUUGGAACCUAAUCUAACCUAAUCUAACCUAAACUUUCUGUAAUCAGAGAAGGAAGUAAUUACAAGUUAGGAUAAUAAAAAUCGUUUGUGACUUUGAAACUGUUAAUCUUUCGACCCACGUUUAUUAGAAUCUUUUUCAGAUUUCGACGAGUAUCUACUCUAGAAGUUACGAACACCUUCUUUCUAUUCACCCUGUUCACAUUCCUUGAGGAAUAUCUUUGUCUUUCUUUUCUCCCCCUUUUUUAAUUUUUUUUUUAAUAUAAACGAGAUCGAGCGAAUUUUGUCCUUGUAAACAAACACGAUUAAAAUAAUCGUUUGAACGCUUGCUCCAUGUCGGCUCAACAAGUGCGCUUAAGACACCAAGGAAUUAAAUAAAGGAAAACUGAA
Frieseomelitta varia is the source of this 3978-nucleotide messenger RNA. RefSeq names its product dipeptidase 1-like. The transcript has 12 exons. Gene Ontology annotation, biological process: proteolysis. The record is from RefSeq and is a predicted model, not a curated record. Lineage: Eukaryota; Metazoa; Arthropoda; Insecta; Hymenoptera; Apidae. The coding region runs from base 208 to 2118 and encodes 636 amino acids. Gene Ontology annotation, molecular function: metallodipeptidase activity.